This is a messenger RNA of Paramecium sonneborni, 3465 nucleotides long. The record is from the annotation of a GenBank genome assembly. Lineage: Eukaryota; Ciliophora; Oligohymenophorea; Peniculida; Parameciidae.
AUGAAUACUUAUAGCUCAUUAAAGUAUUAUCAAUUAUUUAUAGGAGAUCUUUUGAUUCUUAAAUUUAAGGGAGAAAAAUUUAAGAACUAAACGUUGCGAUAACUAGUAAUAGAGCUAAGAAAAGCCCAAGAUUGCUUUCACCUGAAUAAACUCUUGACUAAUUUAUUGAUUUAAAACCUUAACAACUAUAAUAAACACUGAAAAAGAAUAAAGUAAUUUAAGGGUAAUAAGGUAAAUCAAAAUCCUAAAUGAAUACUGCAAAAAAAGGGUUUUUUCCUUCUUAAGAAAAAAAAUAGAAAAAAUCAAUUUAACCUCAAACAAAAAAGAAAAUAAACGUUUAAUUGAUAAGUAACUCUACGAGCCCAUAAAAGUAAAUUAAUAAUAAAAAGCUUUCUUAAUUUAAGAAAAUUGGAGAGAUGCUAAUUAAAUAACAAAUAAAUAAAUAAAAUUUAUAAAAAGAAUAGAAAUAAAAUCAAGAGAAAAAAAAAUAGGAUACAGUUGAAAAAAGAUAAAACAGAUAGAAAGAAGAUAUUCAACUUUAUAUAAAUUGCAAAAGAGCAUAGGAUACAAUCAAUUAGAAAAAUUAAUAAUUAUCAAUGCUCAUUGAAUAGAAGAAAAAGUAUUAAGUCUUAAUUAAUUAGAAUUGAAAAUUUAUGUAAAUUGGAUUAAUUAAGAAAGAAGAUUUUUUCAAAAUAAAAAACAAUUGAUGCAAAAGUUAAAUCACCUAAAAAAGGUAAAAAGAAAUAGAAAAAAAUAAAGUAAAAGGAAUAAAUUGUAUAAUCACAAGGCUCUAAUUAAGAAAAGCCUUUAAAAUUGAUAGAUAAAAUAAUAAAAAGAUAAGAACAAAUUUCUAAGAUGGAGUAAAAUUAAUAAGAAAUAAAAUAGGAAUUAUAAUAAAAAAAGAUAAUAAAACAAUAAAAAUAAGUAGGUAUUCCAUAAUAUGAUGAAGAACAUUCGGAUUCAUACAUUUAAAAUUCUGAUUAAGUUUUACCUAAUGAUGUAGAUGAAAUUUUACAUUAACUUCCUCCAUCAAAUUUUUUAAAGGAAUUGGUAUAAAAUCUGAUAAAAAAUAAUGAAGUUUUAGCUACUACAAAUUUAGCUUAACAUGAUUUUUAAUUAUUAGAAUUUUAUUAUAUGUAAGCAGCUGCAACAAAAAUAUAAAGUGUUUGGAGAGGAUAUUUUUAAAGAAAAUUAAUCCUUGAAAGUUAUCUUAAAUAUCUCGAAUAAGAAAAUUAAUCUUAAUAAAAGAAAGAAUAAUAACAAGAUUUAUCAUUCUUAAAUGAAUCACAGUCUAGUCCAUUAAAAAUACCAAAUCCUCCCUAAAGUUAAAAUAACUCAGAGUUUUUUGAUGAAGGAGAUGAUAAUGAUGAAUAACAAUAAAAAUAACUGAAUAUUCAAUAAGCUAUUAUAAAAAUAUUAGAGAAAUAAGACAAUUCUCCAUAAAAUGAAUCUUUAGAUGAAAAAUACUAAUAAUAAAGUGAUGAUCUAGUUGUUAUUAAUUAAGUACCUGAAAAUAUGAAUUUUGAUUUUCAGAUUAAUGAAAAUUAAAAUCUCGAAAAUUCAAAAGAAAAUCAUGAUCAUGAAGAUUUAAAAUAAGAAUCUAUUGUAUAAGAAAUUUAACAUUAAUUAAAUGAUUGGAAUUUUAAUUUAGAAAAUUUAAUAAAUGAAGGUCGAAAAUCAUAUGCAAUAAAAACACUAAAAGAAUAAAUGACAUAAGCAAUCAUUACUAUUGUUUAAUCUUAGAUAUAAAAAUUUAAAGAAUAAUAAAAUUAAUAUAAAACUGAUACUGAAUAAUCAAUCGAAUUUAAAAUUAGAUUAUCAUAAGAAACAAAUACCGAAAAGAAUUUUAAUGAAGUUAGAAAAAAAUUUAAAACAGUUUAAGAAUAGUUUGAAGAAAGAUUGCUUUAAUCAUCAAAGGAUUAAUCUACUGAUAUUAAUAGAUCAUCCCUUUUAGCAUUAUAAUCUUAGUUAAUGAGAAGAGAGAUUGAAUUAUUAAGUAUGAGGGAGGAAGCAAUUUAAUUAAGAUUUUAAGCAGAAAUUAAAAAAAAUGAGAAUGAUGAAAGUAAAAAAUAAGAGUUAAAUUUAUGGUUAAAAAAAGAAUUAGAUGAUUUAUAAUAAACAAGAUGGGCAAUAGAAAUAAGUACAAAAAAGGAAGCAAUUGCUAUGAAGAAAAUACAAAGAGAUUUAAUAAUAGCUUAAUCUUUUGAUGAGAACAAUUCAAAACUUUAGAGUUUAAGAAAAAGAGUUGAUGAAUAAUUAAGCAAUCUAAAAUAAUCUAAGCAAAGUAUGUCUGAUAUCAAGUUAAUUAAUAAUUUUUGUUUAUAGAAUGAUAAUGAACUUGAAAAAUUAGCAGAAACUUAAUCAGAAGACUUUAAUUGUGAAGAUUAAUUUUAAUAAAAAUAAUUUUUGAAAGAUAAUUUUGUUGAAUCAUAUGAAGCAAUUGAAAAAUCAGCUAAAUUGAAUUUAAUUGUUAGUGAUUUAUUAGUAGAUUUAAUAUAAGAUAUGACUGAAGGUAAUUAUUGUAUCUUUAAAUAUAGAACUAUUGAGUAAUGAAAAUAAAUUUGAGAUUGUUUUUCAAACUAUUAUUAGAUAAUCAGCAAUUCCUCAAAUACCAACUUCUAUAUCAGAUAUUCGUUAUUAUAUCCAUAAUUUUUUUGAUUUUAUUUUACCAUAACACUAUUAUGAGAUAAUUCAAAAUAUAAAUAUGCCUUAUGGAUUUUCACCAUAAAAGCGCUUAUAAUUUAUACAUGGAUAUAUGGAAUAAGAUGAAUCUUAAUAUAAUUAAUUUUUGACAUACGUUUUAAAGGAAGAAUAUUUUUUAGAAUAUGAAUAAUAUAGAUUAUAGUAAAAUGACUUUGAAAACGAAGAUAGUGUUACCUCAGUUUUAAGAGAGUUGGAACAUAUUCAUAAUAGAGUAAUAUUCGAUGCAUGUAAUGAAGCCUUAAAUUAUUCAAGACCUUAUUAUUAAAGUAAGUUAAUAUCUAAUUUUUAGAUAGUGGAUUUCCAUAUCCAUGGGAAGGUAUAAUUAAAUAAAGAAUGAUAGAUGACAAUGAUUUAAGUGAAACAUUUAAGAAUAUGGAAUUAAAGGUUGUUUAAUGGGCUAAUUCUCUUUGUGGAUUUUUACCUGUUGAUGAUGAAAUAUCUAUAUCUAAAGAAAAAUAAGUCCUCUUAGAUGAAAAAAAUUAAUAAAUUAUGCUUUAAUAGAUGUAAUAUUAAGAGAAUCCAGAAUUAUUUGAUUAAGAUUAUUUUAAUAUUUAGGAUCCUAUUUUAUAAAUCAGAGAAUAAAGAUUAUAUAAAACUCUAAUAUAAGAUGUAUUAAUAUAAUAUAAGUUUUUAAAGUUAAAAGAUUUGGAAUAUAGAUGGAUAUAAGAUUAAGAUGAUAAAGCUGAAUUAUUGAUGGAAGUUGGAGAUUUUAUUUUUGAAUAAUGUAUAGAGGAAUUUUUAAUGGAAUCUAUUUUUCUAUGA